Chelmon rostratus (copperband butterflyfish) is the source of this 2605-nucleotide messenger RNA. It is a transcript of the gene b3gnt7, whose product is annotated as UDP-GlcNAc:betaGal beta-1,3-N-acetylglucosaminyltransferase 7. The transcript has 2 exons. Gene Ontology annotation, molecular function: hexosyltransferase activity. Lineage: Eukaryota; Metazoa; Chordata; Actinopteri; Chaetodontiformes; Chaetodontidae. Gene Ontology annotation, cellular component: membrane. The record is from RefSeq and is a predicted model, not a curated record. Bases 53 to 1300 code for a protein of 415 amino acids.
UUAUUGUCUCCAAGCAACGUUCACAGAUCGACUAAAGCAUAAGAAAAAAACGAUGAACAACAGAGAUCGCUGGCGAGUGUACAAGAGGGUGACCGUCAUGUCCUUCCUGGCUGUGGUGGCGCUGACCGUCGUCCAGAGAGGGAGCAACAACAUGGGGCCUCCCUUCGAACUCGAGAGGCAGGCUCGCAUGGACGCCUCUGAGGGUGUGGAGACCGGGGCUCCUCUGGCCGAGAAGAUUGACUCGUACCUGGGCCUGAAGCACUUCUGGAAGCCUAGCAAGCACCAGCAGGUGCCGAGAGCCCGAGCCCCCUCGCAGGAGCCCCAGAUCAGCGAGGACAGCAGAACCUGGGAUAUAACAAGCUCCAACUGCACCGCCAACCUCAACCUCUCGAGUCAGGACUGGUUCAUCGGCCUGGAACCAACUUUCCAGCAGUUCUUGCGUUAUCGCCACUGCCGUUUUUUUCCCAUGAUCCUCAACCACCCGGAGAAGUGCAUAGGGGACAUACAUAUGCUCAUGGUAAUAAAAUCUGUGGCCACCCAGCAUGACCGCAGGGAGGUCAUCCGAAAAACCUGGGGCAAAGAGCAGGUGGUUGACGGCAAGAGGAUUAAGACCCUUUUCCUUCUUGGUCAACCCCCCAAUGAGGCAGAGAGGGUGAACCACCAGAAGCUUGUAGAGUUCGAGGACCAAAUCUACGGGGAUAUCCUCCAGUGGGACUUCCUAGAUAGCUUCUUCAACCUCACACUUAAAGAGACUCACUUUCUUAAGUGGUUCAACACUUACUGCCCCAGUGUGCGCUACAUCUUCAAGGGGGACGAUGACGUCUUUGUCAGCGUCCAGAACAUUUUUGAGUUUCUAGAUAGCACCAAGCAUGCGACAGAUCUGUUUGUGGGGGACGUGAUUUUCAAGGCGAAGCCCAUUCGCAAAAAGGAAAACAAAUACUACAUCCCCCAGGCUCUGUACAAUAAGACAUACUACCCUCCGUAUGCAGGUGGAGGGGGUUUUCUGAUGGACGGGACCCUGGCGAGGAGGCUUCACGUGGUGGCAGACACCCUGGAGCUCUACCCCAUCGAUGAUGUCUUCUUGGGCAUGUGUCUGGAGGUGCUUCAGGUCACCCCUGUAAAACACAACGCCUUUAAGACGUUUGGCCUGGUGAAAAAUAAGAAAAGUAAGAUGAACAGAGAACCUUGUUUCUUUAAGAGCAUGAUUGUGGUGCACAAGCUGCUGCCGUCGGACCUCAUGCACAUGUGGAAUCUGGUCAACAGUAACCUGGUCUGCUCACAGAAAGUACAGAUCCUAUAGCUUGAUGGGGGGGACGCCAGGUAAGGACAGCACCAACGGGCCGAGCUGCACCUCGGCGGACGCUAGUGCGCUGCGAGAGAGUCAAAGCAAACUUCCCAAUAAACUCUCCUUUAUGUGGAGAGGGAGCGUGGACAAUAUUUUUUUUCUCUGAGCGGUAAUGCAAUUUUUGGAGGAGUUUCCUCAAAAAAUCAAGUAAAUUAUAUAGAUUUUUUAAAGGCUGACUUAGAAUUGUGUAUUUAUGCUGGCAUUGUGAAGGACUCACACUGUCAGCACACAGAUUCAGAGACGAGGACCAAAGUUGAGCUGCUACGUCAACGGCCGCACAAAGGAGGACAGUCAUGCCCCCCACCCCCACCCCCAAUUGUGGCCAACACCUGUAUUUGUUCUUCAUUCUGGUUCGAUACUCUGGAGGUUUUUAUGGGCAGUAACCAAGGAGCCUUGUGGCAGUGAGCAUGCAUGAGCAAACUCGUUUGUGACUACACUUCAGAUGUUUGGGUUGAAAUUUAUUGUGGGGACAAGAAAAUGGAAAAAAAGUUUAGUUUGCAGUAGCAUAUAGCGCUUUCAGGCAGACAGGUGCUAAUGUGUGCCGUGGAGGCCUGGGUCGAGAAAGCCACCUCACACUGUGUGCAGCUUGUAGCUACGCUAGCAUUUUUGGUUUGCGCCAAGUGUUAAGCAUUGCCAGUGUGGCACGCUGCAGUGGCUGAAAAUGGCUUCAAGUAAGAGAAAGAAUCAACUCUCUCUACCUCAGUGAUUUGGUCCAAAAACUGUUCACUUUCGUCAUCGGUCAGCUUUUCGACUGACACGACACCAUAAUCAUCAUACGCAGCACAUGUUCCAGAAGUAACAUUUUAAUCACUUUUUGUAUCGUAGAGGUCCUUGCACUCAUUUUCUUUUUUUUUUUUCCUUUUUUUUUGGAAUGUGACUGACUUGAUCUGGACGUCUACUACUCCUGUACUACUGGAAACUUUGAAAAGAUAAUGUCUAAAAAUGUUACUUGUGUGCUGUCUGUGGAUUUGAAUGUGCUGAUAUACUUGAUAUGAACAUGGUAGAGGGUUUACACUGUGAACUAAAACUGUUGCUGGUACGAGUUAUCUGACAUGUUAAUUUAAUCGCAACUGCGGGAUUCUCUUAUUUAAUUUAACACAUCAGAUGAGGAUAUUAAUGGAAUCUUUGAUAAUUAUAAAGCUGAAUGUUGUGGGUGUAGUGGGUGAUGAUUAUGUCUCGGUGGUGUAAAUAUAUGUAAGAAAAAAAAAUCAAAAUGUACAUAGAUUGUCAUUUGUAAAUAAACAUAUUGACAAGACUGUU